Messenger RNA from Plodia interpunctella (Indianmeal moth), 1246 nucleotides. RefSeq lists its product as uncharacterized. Gene Ontology annotation, molecular function: hydrolase activity, acting on ester bonds; siRNA binding. Gene Ontology annotation, biological process: regulatory ncRNA-mediated heterochromatin formation. Gene Ontology annotation, cellular component: nucleus. The record is from RefSeq and is a predicted model, not a curated record. Lineage: Eukaryota; Metazoa; Arthropoda; Insecta; Lepidoptera; Pyralidae. The transcript has 5 exons. The coding region runs from base 158 to 1132 and encodes 324 amino acids.
UCAGGUUUGUUUUCUUGUCAUGUUCUUAUUUUUAAUGCUUAACUACCUAUAUUUUCAGAGUUGUUUUCAUUUUACACAAUAAUUGAUAGAGUAUUUAUGGAAUAUCUCUUCAUUUAACUUUUUGUAGAAAGUCAGGACAUCUGUAAGUUAUUGAUUCAUGAGCUUUACACCUUCUAAUUUUAGACAAAUUAGGCAACUUUUCGGCUUUAGUAUUUUGAAAAAUACUUUUGUUAACAAGUAUUGCUGGACAGUGAAUACUAAAGAAAUGGAAUCGUUAAAAACUGUGAAGGACUUGGGCUACGAUUUUAACGCAGAAGGCCAACUAAGGAAGAUUGGUGCUGAUGGAUUACUAACUAGUGAGCCAUUUCAAUUUAAUGUAAGUGACAAGCACCAAGAAUGCCAGGCCCAUUAUGAAAAGCUUGGAGAUGCCAUUACAAAUUAUAUCUACCAUUUGUUAGAGACUCAGGAAAAUCUUGUUAGAUUGACAGUCCCAGAAGGCUCCUCUGAAGGGACUUUCAUAUUUGUAUCAAAAGACUAUGACAAAAAGGAUGUGUUGAUGAUACUGAUAAAUGGUUCAGGUGCUGUACGUGCAGGGCAAUGGGCUAGAUCACUAAUUAUCAAUGACUGUUUAGACAUGGGAACCCAAAUCCCAUAUAUUCAGAAAGCACAAAGCAAAGGUUACGGAGUGAUGGUACUCAAUACAAAUGAUAAUUGUUUACCAAAUGGAAAGAAAAUUCCACACAGCAGCACAGCGGAAGAACAUGCACGUUAUAUUUGGGACACAUAUGUUGGAAAAGCAAAUGCAAACUCAAUUGUUAUUGUAGCCCACAGCUAUGGUGGUGUUGUGACCCUCACCCUAGCCGAUCAGUUAAAAAAUAAGUUUGAUGAUAGAGUCAAAGCAAUAGCGUUUACUGACUCAGUUCAUUCCUUUUCAAAUAUCAAGAUGUCUAAACAUUUCAAAGAGAUAUCACAAAAUUGGAUUUCCUCAUCAGCAGCUGUAGAUACUCCAAUGAAUACUCCUGAAUUUGAUUGUUUAAGAGUCUCAGCUGGCCAUCCAAAACAUGAGAUGACAUCUUAUGCCUGUAUGGACUCUGUAUUUAAAUUUAUAGAAGACAAACUUACAAAAAAGUAAAGUUAUUUGUGUUGUUAUUAUUAUUGUAUAGGAUUGUAAUUGUAAAUCAAACAGUUUGAGACAUGUUUGUUUGUAAUAAUGGUUUUUAUUAAUAAGAUUAAACUAUAAAAUAGA